UUAUUCGUUCUUUUCCGUUCAUUCAAUAUGGCAGUCACCAAGAAAACAAAACUCUCUCGCGAAGAAGAACUUUUGCUACAAGAUUUUAGUAGAAAUGUUUCUACAAAAUCAUCAGCUUUAUUCUAUGGGAAUGCGCUGAUAGUUUCAGCAAUUCCAAUUUGGCUUUUUUGGAGAAUACAUCAAAUGGAUUUAUGGCAGUCAGCAAUUUUGUUUGUUGUAUUUUCUUUAGUCAGUACAUACUUAGUGGCAUAUGCUUACAAGAAUGUAAAAUUUGUCCUCAAGCAUUACAUUGCCCAAAAGAGGGAAGAAGGUAUAACAAAAGAAAUGAUGAGUAAAUUAUCAGAAGAUAAAGAAAUGACUAAGAAAGAAAAAGAUGAAAGAGUUUUAUGGAAAAAGAAUGAAGUAGCAGAUUAUGAAGCAACAACUUUCUCAAUUUUUUAUAAUAAUGCCCUAUACUUGGUGCUGUUGAUUGUGUUUUCAUUCUACAUACUCAAGAAUUUCAACCCAUCAGUUAACUAUGUUCUUUCAGUUGGUUCAUCAGCUGGCCUAUUGGCUCUGUUUUCUACCAGUUCAAAGUAAACUUGUUAGUGGUAUAAGCUGUAUCAUAUUACAUACAAAAACAUUUCAUUCUUGAUCUUAAUUUUUAAAUAAAAUAUUACACAAUA
Messenger RNA from Patella vulgata (common limpet), 665 nucleotides. Its product is annotated as translocon-associated protein subunit gamma. Gene Ontology annotation, cellular component: membrane; endoplasmic reticulum. Bases 28 to 579 code for a protein of 183 amino acids. The record is from RefSeq and is a predicted model, not a curated record. The transcript is spliced from 5 exons. NCBI's taxonomy places the organism in Eukaryota, Metazoa, Mollusca, Gastropoda, Patellidae. Gene Ontology annotation, biological process: SRP-dependent cotranslational protein targeting to membrane.